Galendromus occidentalis (western predatory mite) is the source of this 884-nucleotide messenger RNA. Its product is annotated as peroxisomal biogenesis factor 19-like. Gene Ontology annotation, cellular component: peroxisomal membrane; peroxisome. The record is from RefSeq and is a predicted model, not a curated record. Lineage: Eukaryota; Metazoa; Arthropoda; Arachnida; Mesostigmata; Phytoseiidae. Gene Ontology annotation, biological process: protein import into peroxisome membrane. The transcript is spliced from 2 exons. The coding region runs from base 1 to 813 and encodes 270 amino acids.
AUGGCUGAGAGCAAACCAGAAGUCGACUCCGAAUUGGAUAACCUGCUGGAUUCAGCCCUCAACGAAUUCGACGCUCAGAAAGAAACCCUCAACGAAUUCGACGCUCAGAAAGAAAGUGAAUCGCAGAAGGUCGCGCAUGCGAGUGCAGCGGAGUCGUCCGAGGCGGCAGCAUCAGCAGCUGAUCUCACCGACGACCCGGCCGCGUUCGGACUGAACAUCGAUCAGAUGCGGGAAUCUCUCAGUACGUUCAUGAAGGGGAAUCCGAUGCUGAACGCCGAGAAUGCCGGCGAAGAUUCCGGGUUGGCCAAAGCCAUGCAGGAAACGCUGGGGCUCUUCACGAAGUCACUCGACCGAUUCCAAGAGCAAGGCGGUGAAUUCAACCCCGAGGAUUCCUCACGUGACGUCUUCAAGAACAUGAACGUCGAUGGAGCAGAGCCGCUCGGAGACAUGUUAUCCCAUGGACUCGAUGAGGUGCUGACCAAGAGCCUUCUGUAUCCAGGUCUGAAGGACAUCCACGAUAGUUUACCGAAGUGGAUCGACGAGAAUCGCGAGAAACUCUCCGAAGAUGAACUGACGAAAGUCGGAUCGCAGAACGCCCUGGUGAAGCAAAUCAUCGAGGAGUAUGACAGCGAGAAGGACGACGACUCGAAAGAAGUGAAGGCAGACAGACAACGCCGCAUCCUCGAGUUGCUCAGUAAGAUGCAAGCACUCGGAGAUCUUCCGGCGGAACUACUAUGUAAACAGCCGGGGAUGGAAAUUCCCGGGUUCGGAGACGGAACAGAUGCGAUGCCUCCGGAAUGUGCGCAACAAUAACCCCUGUGACCUGAGACUUCCUCAUUUCGUCUAUGGCGAAAAUGCUGAAAGCGGCCGCGUAGCCGAUUAGU